GGCCAUCGUCAUGGAGACUAUGGAGCUACUGGAGGUGUAAUACCAGGUCUACCCACCAACAUGCAGAGAGCAGAGGCGUCCAGCAGUACAAGGUGGCGGUCGUCCGCGGCGGACACCAUACGUCAGCUGGAGCAAAUCUGGCCCACCCUGACGUGGCCAGCCAAGCGCCUGCCCGUUCUGGACGUGGGGUGCGGACCCGAAGACAUCGUGGCCAAGUUCUUGGCGCCGCGGGUCCCUGAAGGCACGAAGAUAAUCGCUUGUGAUGCGUGUCCGGAAAAGUUGGAACACGCUAAAGGGCGCAACUCUGUGCCCGACGUGAUCAUACACGAUUUGUUUGACGUGACGGGGAAGGACUUGCAGAACACUUCUGUCUGGAAGCAAGGGCCCUACUGCAAAGUGUUCAGCCUGAUGCAGCAGCUGUGGUUGCCAGAGAACAGACGAGCCAUACAGAAUAUCCACAAGCUGUUGGCACCAGGCGGUGAGGCCAUCUUCACUGUGGUACCAAAGUUUUCCCUAUGGGGUGGGUUUGAAGACACGAUAGACGAUCCAGAAUGGAGGCAGCACAUGAAGGACGUGCAGAGAACAUUGUCCCCGUAUGGCGACUAUGAAGAUCCCGUCAGUGAGCUGAAGAAACUGCUGAUUACGGAAGGUUUCCAGAUUUCGCACUGCGCGCCUGGAGCCAUGGAAGUCGAUUUCAGAUCUCGAAAGGAGGUCAGAGAAUUACUCAUCUCCCUGAACGCGUUACUGAACAGCAUAUUAGAAGACUUGGCCAACAACACGUUUAAUUGCACGUGUGAACUGAAUGGAACAGGAGAGGAACAGGAUGGUUAUUCUGGAGAGUCUACAACAAUUUUACCUUGUUCGUGUAUGAUAGUAGUGGGCAAGAAGUUGUAGGAAAACAGUCUCGCCAUUGAUUUGCAUGGUCGCGCAU
This is a messenger RNA of Schistocerca cancellata (South American locust), 931 nucleotides long. RefSeq lists its product as uncharacterized. The record is from RefSeq and is a predicted model, not a curated record. Bases 61 to 894 code for a protein of 277 amino acids. Lineage: Eukaryota; Metazoa; Arthropoda; Insecta; Orthoptera; Acrididae. The transcript is spliced from 6 exons.